AUGAAGAGCAUUAUCAAAGGUAAGUUUCUUAAGAGAUUUACAUCCAUCCCAUCAAUCUACACUUCAAAACAGAAUGCAGUACCUGUAUCUGUUUACCGCGAUUCCCCAGAAAGAUUGUCUAGUAGUCGAAACCUGCAGAAGCCACCAAACAACUUACAGCAAGAAGACAUUACAAACAAUAGUCUUGCUUUAGGAAGCAAAAAUAAUAAUGGACAUAUCAUAUCAAGUGAUGAUGACUUGUUAAACUCCAACAAAGAGGUUGAUGUAUUUGAAGAUUGUGAAUGCGGGUUUGAUGAUUUAAUGCCUGAAAUGGUAUCAUCUUCAUCAUCAUCAUCAUCAUCCUCUUCUUCGUCUUCUAACUCCUCUCCUACCAGAACAAGCGACCAAGAAGAUGAAGAAGAUGUCGAGUGUCCUAAAAACUUGACUAAUUUUCAAGAGAUAUGUCCACCAGAAGGGAGUGACAAAGUUGUGUUAUACACAACAAGCCUAAGAGGAAUUAGAAAAACAUAUGAAGAUUGCAAUGCUAUCAAGUUCCUCCUAGAUAGCUUUCGAAUUGUGUACUCUGAGAGGGAUGUCUCAAUGCACCUCAAGUUUAGGGAUGAGCUUUGGGAAGUCUUAGAAGAUCGCGUUCUUCCCCCUAGGCUCUUUAUCAAAGGAAGGUACAUUGGUGGGGCUGAUGAAGUCUUAACGCUGCAUGAGGCCGGAAUGCUGAAGAAGAUGCUGCAAGGGAUACCGGUAAGUGAUCUGAGCUCGGAUGUUAAGUGCUGCCAAUGUGGUGGAUUCCGGUUUUUGUUGUGCUCGGAUUGUAAUGGAAGUUGCAAGAUUUACAAAGGUGAUCAAGAAGAUGAUAAGGGUAGUUUGUUUGGUAGAUGUACUAAGUGUAAUGAGAAUGGGUUGAUCAAGUGUCCACCUUGCUCUUAUUAA
Molecule: messenger RNA, 924 nt
Organism: Chenopodium quinoa (quinoa)
Lineage: Eukaryota; Viridiplantae; Streptophyta; Magnoliopsida; Caryophyllales; Amaranthaceae
Exons: 1
Coding region: 1-924 (307 amino acids)
Source: RefSeq, a predicted model, not a curated record